Filobasidium floriforme is the source of this 1634-nucleotide messenger RNA. RefSeq lists its product as uncharacterized. Gene Ontology annotation, molecular function: metalloexopeptidase activity. Gene Ontology annotation, biological process: proteolysis. The transcript has 6 exons. The record is from RefSeq and is a predicted model, not a curated record. Lineage: Eukaryota; Fungi; Basidiomycota; Tremellomycetes; Filobasidiales; Filobasidiaceae. Bases 64 to 1551 code for a protein of 495 amino acids.
GAGAGCUAUCACCAACAUAAUCCAUUGUAGACACACUCGAGACACUUCGUCUAGCUUUCAGCUAUGCUCCGACCCAUCCUCGCCCUCACUCCCCUACUCGUCAUCGCGGGGGCCAUUCCCACACCGCUCGAACCUCGAGUCCUCCUGAUCACUCGCGAACAACCUCAGCUCUCCGACCUACCUAGCUGCCUUCACUCGCUCGGUAGCUACGGAUCUGUAUCAGGGUCGGACCAGGUAUUCCUAGCUUCCAAGUCGUGUGUGGAUGUAGAGUUUGAAAACCUGGCGUCUGGGCUGGUGGAAGGGUCGAUGAUCCCGCUCGACAUGGAUCAAUCGGGAUCCGCUGCGUCGACCGAGUCCGAGUCGUCCUCGAGGCGUCUCUUUUGGCUCGGCGAGGCCGGGGUCCAAGGCAAAGUCCAUGUCGAGGGUAUGGACUCUCCAUUACUCGGCGUAUUUGAGGACGUUCAGAACAAGGCCGACUCGCUCGCCGGCCGAUCAGGUCUCGUUCAGACCGCAGCUCAAAGGAUCCUCGACGUCUUUGCUGGUCGAGCUCCCGUCCAGACCUCGCAAGUCGAACGGCUGUACGAAACUUCCCACUCGGUCAUCUUCUCUGCCAGUGACCGCUUGGUGCCCAUCCUCGACACCCUCAUCCCUUCGCACCUCAGCCUCGUCGCCCUCCCCGAUCUCAACAACCUGGACUCGGGCCUCACCAACGCCUUUACAGGCUCUGUUCGCAAAGACCUCGUCGACAACCUCGCAAAUCUGACCUCCCAACUGAAAUUCUCCCCCAAGAUCGACCGCAUCCUCAACGAAGGUCUCGACGACCACCAACUCGUCCGGGAUGUCAGGUACCUGACCGGAGAAUCUAGCGAUCUUGUCUCCCGUCACAGCUUCACCGGCGGAGCCCGACAAGCCGCCCACUGGAUCAGGGAUAUCGUUCAACAUACCGGAGCGGAAUGCUUGCUCGAACCUUUCCUCCCCGGUUUCGCUCCGAACGUCAUCUGCACUUACCCUUCCCUCAUCCAGAACGCUACGGGGAUGACGAUCAUGUCGGCGCAUUACGAUUCCCGAGGAUCGUUCGGCAAGACCCGGGCUCCCGGUGGAGAUGACGAUGGUUCUGGUUCUGGCCACUUGUUGGGCAUCGCUAGGGCUAUCGGGAAACAGGGUGUCAGGUUCGAGAAGCCUGUCGUGUUGGCGUUCUUUGCGGGAGAGGAACAGGGCUUGUUGGGAAGUCACGCAUAUGCCAGACAACUCUCGAGCGAGAACGCGACCGUACUCCUACAAGUCCAGGCGGACAUGUUGGGAUAUCGAGUCGCCAACGAGCCCCGUCAACUUGGGUUGCCCGCAACUAUCGAGACCCCCGAGGCUAGUUGGCUGAUCGGUAACUUGUCUCAAAUCUACUCCCCGGAACUUGUCGUUGGGAGGACGGCCGCUUGUUGCAGCGACCAUCAGAGCUUCCUGGGCUACAAUUUCCCGGCUACCCAGGUCUUUGAAAGGAACGACUGGAUCGCCGACCCCGAAUACCACAGCUCGGGAGAUCUUAGCAUGAGGUAAGGACAUUCGGAAUCCAACUUGGUACCUACUCGGCUGACACGAUGAAUGAUCGAGCAUUACAGGGACAACUACGACUUUGACCA